UCUUAAUCUACUUUUACAAGUACCUAUACACUAUUGAUUUUUUUUAUUUUCAAAUUGUUUUCUAUGAAAAUCAUGAUAAGAAAAUAAUCAUUACCUACUUGAAUAAAAUCAACGUUCAAAUGGGUGUUUUAGAAUCUGUUAGUUAGAUUUUGUUGUAAACCCAAAAUGCAGUAUAAAUCAAUUUUUUUGGUUUUAACUCUAUUCGUAGUAGUUGAAAAUUGUUUAGCAAUCCUUCCAUUAUUUAUUGAAUUAGGAAUAAAAGUGGCAAUGGAUAUUAUAAAAAACAAAUUUAAUGUAAAAAAAGACCUACUACCUUUGAAAAUACCAGAUGCCUUUACUGAGUAUGCCAUUGGGAAUUUGGAUUUGAGAAAUUUCAGUACAUACGGCUUCAAUACUUUGACAUAUACUGAUAAAGUUAUUUCACUACCAAAAGAAGGAAGGAUCUCAAAAGAAAAUAUUACAAUAAAUUUAAAUUUGGCUCAAAUUGGUCUAAAAACUGACUAUGAUAUAGAUAUUGGAGUAUUAGAUUUAUUACCUGUAUUUGGAAAAGGGGGUUUUCAAAUAGGUAUAGCUGAUAUCAACUUAUAUAUGAAUCUGGUUUUAAACGAUAUAGGUUCCAGGAAUUUAAGUAUAGCGGAUUUAAAUGUGCAGCUCUCAAUACGUCACUCUAAAGAAAAUUACAUCACGGGAUUUUGGCACAACGAUGCAGUUAGUAGAUUUCUAACAGAAGCUAUAAAUGUAAUAGAACCAGUUGUCUGUGCAUUAUACGACUACAACUACAUAUGUAUUGACUGUAUUAUAAGUCAAGUUUUGGAAUUUUUAAUUAAUCUAUUAGUACUUAAGGCUCAUCCUCAACCACACAUCACCUGCACAUGCCUGGAUGGAAGCGAGUUCAAUAUAAAAGAAAAUUUAAACAAUUUUUUAUACUCCACAACUACUGGAAAUUUUGAACAAUGGACGAAACAAAACAGAAACAAUCCUGACUUAAUAAAACUAUUACAAAAGGUUUAUAAUAGUAUCUUAUUAAUUUUAGAAGAAGAAAAUAUAAAACUGAACGUCUACUUUUUGUUUUAUUUAGUUUUUAAAAUCCCAUUUUAG
Psylliodes chrysocephalus is the source of this 1098-nucleotide messenger RNA. NCBI's taxonomy places the organism in Eukaryota, Metazoa, Arthropoda, Insecta, Coleoptera, Chrysomelidae. The record is from the annotation of a GenBank genome assembly.